Messenger RNA from Vitis vinifera (wine grape), 342 nucleotides. RefSeq names its product protein FAR1-RELATED SEQUENCE 12-like. The coding region runs from base 1 to 342 and encodes 113 amino acids. The record is from RefSeq and is a predicted model, not a curated record. NCBI's taxonomy places the organism in Eukaryota, Viridiplantae, Streptophyta, Magnoliopsida, Vitales, Vitaceae. The transcript is spliced from 2 exons.
AUGACGUUGUCGAAUUCGGUUUAUCUUCAAAUGAUGCAAUCGGUGAAGGAGAAAACAAUCAAGCGGGAGUUUGAAAUGAAGGAGGAGGACGUCGUCAAUGACGAUGCAUUUAUCGGUGGCACUUACCACCUGGGUAGAAACGGUUUGAAAGAGAAGGUGUUGAAGGGUAUUUCAGAUGAAGAAGUCUACAAAUUGCAAUUCGAUUGCAUAGAUGAGGCUAAAACAUUUUACAACAUGUUAGCAAAAGUAGCCGGAUUUAGUAUUCGAAAAGAUGAUUUGAAGCGAGACAAGAAUGGAGAUAUAAUAUCUCGAAAGUGGGUGUGUUCUAGAGAAGGACAGUGA